Molecule: messenger RNA, 9630 nt
Organism: Chrysochromulina tobinii
Lineage: Eukaryota; Haptophyta; Prymnesiales; Chrysochromulinaceae
Source: the annotation of a GenBank genome assembly
AUGCUCUCCGCCGCGCUGUUGGAAGGGUGGCUCUCGCUGGCGGCACAAUCCAUCAUCGACCGCAAGUACGAGUACGCGCAGGCGAUCCGCGCACGCGCGGCGUCGCACAAGGCGGCGCUCGGUCGGAAUCUGGCCGGCGCUGGGAGGCUGGCGGAAGAGGCCAAGGCGCGCAAGAUGGAGAGCGCGAUUGGAGACGCUGGACAGCUGCUCGAGAAGCUGCGGCGCGACGCGAUCGAGAAGGCGGAGGGCGUGGUGCCCACGACGGCCUCGGCACCGCGAGCGGUGUUCGAGGUCAAGAGGCGGCGAACUUGCCUCGUCUGGAAUCCAGGCGGCGUCAGCGUUCGCGAGGCGCGAGCCGAACGGCGGCUCAGCGAUCGUGGCCGGCGGGCCAAGCGAAAGAGUACGGGCGGCGCUGCCGUACAGACUGAGGAGCGCGAUCGCGCGCUUGCCGAGACGCUCGAGCAUGAGGACGCCGAGGACGGCGGCGGCGACGUCGGCCGAGGGACGGCGCUGCGCUUCCGGGGCUGCGAGGCGCUCGAGGCCAUCAUCGACGAGGUCAAGGGCAGGCACGCGCACAUGUUCAUGCUGUCGGAGACGCACCUGCACGGCAAGGCCGUCGACGACGUGGCGGACUAUAUCGGCAUGCGCCUGGGAUGGCAGGACUUGUCCAAACGUUGCAGCGCAGGAGCACCCGAGUACACGCCCUGCGUGGUCCAAGCCCCGGCGGCCAAGGGCGAGUGGGCCGGCGUGCUGCUCGCUUACGAUCCGUGCGUCUUCAAGGUGAUCGGGACGCAGGUGCUCGUACCCGGGCGGCUGCUCGAGGUCGAGGUGCGCAUGAUUGACGACUCGACCAAGAUGUUGAUCUACGCGUGCUACAUGCCGCAGCAGAACCUGCCAAAGGAGCUGCACGCCAAGGUCUGGGGUAAGCUCGAAGAGGCGCUGCUUGUCGCGCACAUGCCGUACGUGAUCGCGGGCGACCUCAACGCCGAAACGGCCAAGAGGCUCAAGAGCAUGCACGGCAUCGACCUCGAUAAGGGGGGCGCGUGCAAGCGGCCGGGCGAGGCCUUUCUGCACAAGCUCAUGCACGGAUCGGCGCUCGACGAGCUGGAGCGACCGGUGCGGCUGGGCCGAGAGGACUUCACCCUGCUGCACGUGAUCAAGACGCCGUCCAUCGACUCUGAGGGCAAGGAGACUGAGGGCGAGAUCAGCAAGCACGUGAUCGAUCACGUACUGCACGGCGGCUGCUACGGGCGCAUCGGGGGCGGGCAGACGUUCACGGUCAAGGUCGGCGCGGAGGCGCAGAAGCAAUACCACCGCGCGCUCGGCUUCGACAUCAUCACCACCGACUGCGAGGAGGUGGUCGUGAAGACGGCGCGCAAGCCCAAGCUCGCAAAGAUGCCCAAGCAGCCGACCAAGAAGUCCAAGUCGGCGAAGAAGAGCGGCGCGAGCGCGGCCAAGCAGGCGAUUGCGCGAGCGCACGCGUUACCUGAUCGAGGCGACGACGGGCACGGCGGGCUCGUUGACGACGCCGAGGCGGACGUGAGCGACCGGGAGCUCGAGGAGGCGCCCGAGGCGAGCGACGAGGAUUCGGAGCCGAUUGGCUGGGUAGCGUAUCAAGAGCAGGUCGUCGGCGAGUGCAGCAACACGAUGAAGGAUUGGGUUGCUGGGCGCGAGGCGGCGUGCGCCGAGGCGCUGAGGCAGCUCAUCGUCAAGGAGGGGCCGCGGGCCGACGGGCGUGCCAAGGGGCUGGCGAGAGACGAGGCCGAGGCCAACUACGAGGCGACGCACGGCACGCUCGUGGAUCACAUGAUGCAGUCGUGCAUGUCGGUGGCGCGCAAGGUCAUCGGCGCGCCGGCGGCGAGAAAGGGCCGGAAGCAGACGGCGAGUGAGGUGCUCCGGCGGAAGCUCGACAAGUACCUCGAGAUCGAGCGGGAGAUUGAGGAGGCGCGGCCGUCGGACCUCGAGUUCGGCUUUUAUGGCAAGUUUCCGGCGAGAUGGCAUCGCAGGGAGAGCGCGCUCACUCCCGAGCUGCGACACCUCUUUCUACGCGACUCGGGGCUGAUGGCUGCACCUGCACGCCGCGAGCGUGAGCUCCUACUCGUGCGCCGGUGCGUCGACGCGAGCGUCAAGGAGAUUGACGAGCAUCGGCUCGACGUGCGCCUCGACUACGUAAACGAGCAGCUGCAGGUCCUGGCCGAAAGGGAGCUGGGAUACGCGAGGGCGGCGGCCGAGGUCAUUCGGCGCGAGCGGGCUGGGCUAAUGUCGAAAAAGGAUCGGGGUCCGGGCGGGCAGCUCGUGGCCAUCGAGGACGAGGCGACCGGCAACAUGCUCACGGGCGCGGCGCGCGACAAGGCUGUGGCGGCCAAAGUGCGCGCGGCCAAUACGCCCAACAUCGUGUGCCUCGAGGCGGCGGGCCAUCUUAUGCAUAGGUGCGCUAUUGAGCGCGGCGAGACGCGCGGCGGCGCAACGGCGCGCGAAGCGGGUGCAGCGCAUCAAAUAGUCGAAGAUGCGGAGAGCAGACUAUCGAGGCGCCCGCGCUUCGCUGCCAAGAGCGAGCGCGUGGAGAAGUGUCAACGUCCUCCAGCGGGCGAGCUAUUCGUUGUGGGUAAUGUCCAGUUCCCCAACGAUGCGCAUCAAGGGCGGGUGCGCUAUGACGGUACCAGGCACGGGCUGCUGGGCAACCCGUUCAAGAUGGGCGUGGACGGCAAAGACGAGGCUCUUCGCGAUCUCGUCUGCGAGUGCUACGAGAUCUGGUACGUGCACGGCAAGGACGCGUACGAAACGGCGGUGGAAAAGGGGCUUCCGAUCGAGUGCGUGGCACCGGGACUCGGGCGCGUCAAUCCCAUCGACAUCGACAACGAGAUCAACUCGCUCGUCAGCAUCGCGAUCGAGCUUGGCAAGCGGGUCGUGCUCGACUGCACGUGCGAGCCCAAGCGUUGUCACCUGAGGUUCGUGGCACGGCUGUGCAACGAGCGCGCGCAGAAGAGGCUCGACGAGAAGGCUGCUAAGCUGGCCGGGGAGUGCAACGACUGCGAUGACGAGCGUGGCGCUGAUGCAGACGCACUCAUUCCACUCAUUCCACCUGUCCACGGUGAGGCUGAUCGCGCGCCUGCUGGCCCGGCGGCGAUGGGCGACAGCGAGGCUGCAACAGGGGAGGAGGGCGCCGGGGCGAGCGCGCGGAGCGAGAGCCUGAGAACCAGAGGGGGGGGCUCCACGGGCUCUGACAUGGCUGCUGAGGAGUCCGAGGCGCACGCUGAGUACAACGGCGACGACAUGGAGAUCGAGCUCGACGCUGGAGGUGAAACGGCGGUUUCGCAGGGCGUGCAGACCGAGGAGCAGCGCGCGCAGCAACGGCGCGCCUUCGAGGAUCAGUUAUGGCGCGAUAGGCUUCGCUCUGCCAUCGAUGCGUCGGACGCGUCGGAGGGAGACAAGGACAGAGUAUACGAGUACUGGACGGGCGAAUACCAACUAGAGUUCAACGAGACGGGCGAGAAAUGCAUUGAUCGGCGUGUGCUCGCGUUGCUACAGCGCGUGCUCACUCCGGAACGGGUGAUGCAGUUGACCAAGUCCGUCAAGGAGAAGCUGGCGACCGGGCUCGACGAGUUCAACGUCGUGCUCAUCAAGCAGGGUGGGCCCGAGCUCGCCAAGCUCUUCGCCGAGUCUAUCGCGACCGAGGUGGCGGCUUUCUCCUUCCCGACGAGCUGGACGACAUGGCACGCUACGCUGAUCCCGAAGCCGGGCAAGGACAGGUGCAAGCUGAGCGGGUGGCGCGAGAUCUGGAUUCAAGCGCACCUGUGGAAGAUGGUGGUCGGCGCCAUUCUUCCCGAGUGCGCCGAGGUUUUCGCGCGCACUCGGCCGUGGUGCAACGCGGGCUUCGAGGCCGGGCGUGGUUGUCCCGAGCAGUCGGCGGCACUGCGUGCACGGCUGGAGCUACACAUGCGGCUGCGGCAGCCCCUCCACAUCUACCUGCAGGAUUACUCCGUCUUCUUUCCGUCGGUCUCGAGGCAGCUUGUCGCCUUCAUCCUGCACGAGCUGGGCGCGAGCACAGUCUCGAUGCAGAUUCUUCGAGAAGUCCAAGAUCAAGUGAUGGGCGCGUUCAAGACGGCGGGCGGUCCCACCGAGCUCGCCCCGAUGCUGAGAGGCGAGCCCAUCGGCGGCGUCGAGUCGCCGUUGUUUUCGCUGCCUGUAGCGGCGCUCGUACAGCGUGCACUCGAGAUCUACGUGCCGGGCAGCCCACUGCCGGGCCGGCGCGAGCUGCGUGUCGCGGCGCUUCAACUUUGGUACGCCGACGACGGCGCGUUGGCCGACUCCAUCGAGGGUGUCAUCCAGACGGCUGUUGACCUGAUGAUCUUCCUGUCGGAGGAGAUUUUAGGACUCAAGGUCGGGCACGACGUGGUCGAGGCGUCGAAGUCGGCGUCUCUUUCCUGGAUUUGGGACAAGCUGCGGAACGAGUUUGUGCGCGGCAACGGCACCAAGUUCAGAGUACCGCUGGGCAUCUCGCGGGAGGAUAUUGAGCUCGCGCGAGCGGUUAGCUAUCGCUACUUGGGAGUCGACUUCGACCCGGACCUCGACAUCAACAAGGUUGAGGAAACGUAUCGAGCACGGGCCAGCGCCAUCGUCACCAUGAUCAACAACUUGGGUGGCGGCAGCUGUGAUCAGCUAGCGCUGGCAAUCAAUACGGUCUGGCAAGGUAUCUUCAUUUUUCCGGCGAGGACCAUCCCGUUCACGGAAAAGGCCGCCAAGGCGCUCAAUGCCAAGGCCACCAAGGUCUUAUGCAAUCACGGCAACCGGCUACGGCACACCAAGAUCGUGGGUGCCUUCAUCUCGAGCAAGUCUGGAGGGCUCGGACUGCGGCCAGCGCAGUCGACGAUGGCGGCGGGCAUUAUUGAUGAACGCGCGCGCGCGUUCAGCGGUCGGCGAGGCGAGCCCGCACGCGCGGUGCAGCUCGCGGCGCACUUAGUCUUUGCGGCAAGCCUCGGCUGGGACGGCCCGUCGCACGAGGCACCUACGGCCUUCGACUUCGUGAUCUCGGAGCGCUGGCUACCGUUGCUACGGCUCGACGUGCCGAGCGAGUGCGUGGCGUUGCACUUGGCAAAGCUCGGCCUCAACUGGCGCGGCACUGGCGUGGCUGAGUGCGCGGCUGAUGCACGGCGAGCAGCUGCUCGCGGCGAACAGGCGGCAACCAAGGCGCGGCUCAUCAACAUGACUAACGUCACGCCUUCGCUGCGUCUGCACGGGCUCGGAAUCAAUAGCCUCGACGAGCUACACGCGGGCUGUGGCGAGCUGCUGAGCGCCGAGCGAAUCGAGCUCAUUUACGCGAGGCCUGGAUGGGCUUGGAGCGACAUUGACAAGGCGCACGUGCGACGGCUGCUGCGCGAGGUUGCCGACGACGCGCGCGCGAAGGUUGCGCUCGGCGAGUGGCGAGAGCGCGGUGUGCGGAUGGAGGGCGAGAUCGCGCUCACUGAGUUGAUCAACGUGGGCAGGCGCAGGGCGCUGAGCAUGCUCUCGCGGAUCGCGGGGAUUCUGUGGUGCAAGGACGCUGGCGGUGGCCGGCCCGACGAGCGCUCCUAUGAGUAUGCUGAGCUUAACGAGAUUGACGAGGCGAUCGCCUGGAUGGAUGAGGCCGACGUUUCGAGGUGGGAGCCGAACACGUUCAACUGCUUCCUGCAUCGGCUGCGAGGGCCGGCGCGUGCUGCUACGUUCCUCGCCGAAGCCGGACGUUCGGCUGGCAUCGAGCCGCGUGCGGCCGCUGCGCGCAUCGAGCUCAUCGACCUCCUGCUGCUUGACUACGCGGCGCUACGCGCCAAGGGCGUCUGCGCCAAAGAGGUCAAUCUGCGAGAGGACAGGGCUGCGGAUAAGGCCGGCAAGCACGUGGCCGGCGCGCACACGACGGCGUGGUCAGCAACGUGCGCUGCCGAACUACGACGGGCGAAUGGCUUCGAGAAUCGCGUGGCGGCGGUACGUGUGCUGCCGGCCCCACGCGACGUGGAUGGGGCAAAGUUCUCUGACGCACUCGUCGAGGCUCGGUACGAUGGCGUCGCGUGGACUAAUGGGCGGAGCAAUGGCAGCCUAUGGCGAGGGUGGCGCACAGCGGCGCACGUGCUUUCUCACUUUGAGCGUGCUCCGAUGGCGCUCGAGAGCGCCGUCACGCGGAGCUUCAUGCGCGAUCGCGUGGUGGAGUGCACUGAUGAGGGGGCGCUCUUUGCGAACGCGUACGGUGAACCGUUGAGGGUGCACAUUGCGCGCGAUGAGGCGGCGCUCAUUGCUACGGACAUCAACCUGGCGCUCAUGGGCGAGAUUGGCAAGAUCGAGCUCGCCUGCGUCGCACGUGGACGCGGCGGUUUCCUUCUCGUCGCGGCUACUGACGGCGCGUUCGUCAGGGCCAAGGCGCUCAGCGCGCGCGAGGCGCUGCGUUACGCGAUGGCGAGCGACGAGGAGCGAAGCAGCUUGCGCUUGUGCGCACCGUACGAGCCGCCGCAGGUGGCGAGCGGUGUCUUUUAUGGCCUGCAGCAGCUAGGCAGCACCUGUCCGAUGCUGGAAGGGCGGCGGCUGCCGGCGCAUUAUGACAACAACCAGGCCGAACUCGACGGGCUCAUCCUCGCGCUGCGCCGGCACGUGGCCUUGCUGACUGGCCUGACGGUUCUGGAGGUUCUUCAACGGCUGCUGCUCGACUGCGAGGGCGCCAUGGGGCCGGCAGCGAAUGCUGACGAGGACGACUGCGACGGUGCUGACCACGGCGCCGUGACGUGGGGCGACGGAGCGCGCAGCGGCGCGCGUGACUUGCUUGUCAUCAUCGACAGCGAGAACAUCUGCGACUUUUUCGAGCGCGCAUGGCGAUACGGAGACGUGAGACGGCUGCGCGGCGAGACCUACGGUCUGCGCAUGGAAGAGGCGCUGCUGCUACGCAGAUGGCUGCAGAGGUUGGAUGCCGAGGUGCACACGCUGCGCUUGAGCUCGCACUGCGGGUUCAUUCCCAACGUGUGGGCGGACGCGGUCGCCAACGCGGCGCGGCUGCUCGUCUUCGACGGCGAGCCACCACUGGUCGUGCGGCGCACGCUGGUUUUCUUGUGCAAGGUGGGUGGUGCGGGCAAGACUUGGGGCCCACCGCUGACGCGCGCGGACCAGAUAGACGGCGAGAGAUCGGCGGCGGAGCUCGACACGAGGCUGUCCAAGAAAGUGCGCGCGCUCGCUGACACGUGCACGGUGCAGUUGCUCAUCAAGGAAGGGGUCAAAGUGUGGCAGAUUUUCCGACGGGGGCGCGCGGCGCUGACCGAGAUCGAGGAGCUCAUCUUUUUGGCAAAAGAAGGGCCGGCCAGCGAUGAUGAGAUGACCGGGGAGGGCCGAGCGGGCAGGGACGCGCGAGCGAUGUUCGAGCAGGCACAGCGCGAUCUUCUCUGCGCAGUCGACGGGACGGCCUCGCCGGAACUGCUCGAGGGGCGCCUCUUCGCCACUCCCUUCUUUGACUUCGAAGGCGAGGGCUUGGACGUCACCAAGGGGCAGCAGCUGUUCGAUCGGCGGAUCCAGGGCGCCCUCUCGAUACAGAGAGGCGGUGGUUACGGCAGCCAGGUGGAGCUCACGAGGGUGGGCAUGCGCCACAUCUUGCGGAACUUUGCGCAGAGCGUGUUACCUGAGCUUGGCGAGGGCGUUGCGUCGAGCACGCCGACCGAAGGCGAGACGCUCCCCCUCUGCAUCUGCCCGGCGUGCCACGUUGAGUGUCGAUGCGACUUUUUUCACUUCUUCGAGUGCGCGAGCGGCAUUAGCGAGGCGGCCAGAAGCGCGUGCUGCAGGGCUCUCGAGCAGCACGCGACGAUGCUCGACGUGCCGAGCGCGGAGAACGGCGAGGGCGAGGGCGACCUACACAUCGAGUUGGCAUGGGCGAGAGUGGCGCUGCUGGCGAAGAGACAGCUGGGUGAGCUGGGAAGGUACCGCAGAUAUCUAGCGGCCAAGGCGCUGUGCGGCGCGUUCGCGACGCCCUCGGCGGCUUCGGUCAGAGCAGCGGCGAUGGCCGACUGUUGGCAGUGCGAGUCCUCGCGGCAGGAAUCUACGGCGGAGGCCGCGGCCGACGAUGACGACGAGCUGGAUGAGCUCGAGUGCGAGGAGGCGCGGCCGCGGAGCGAAUUUGAUUACAAGCGGCUUGCGGAGGCGCGGCGCAAGUUCAACAAAUGGUACGUCGGACGGGCCAUCGCGCUCAACACGGUGGUGAUCGAUCAUCUGCGAGCUGAGUUCGGCAAUUGGCUGGAGCGCAUGAGGCGAGGGCACGCCGGGCUGCGCGGAGCGUACGGCGGUGAUUACCAAAGGCACUAUACCGGCGGGCGCGGGCGCGUUCUCGACGAACAACUUUGCGGCACGUUCUACCCGACCAAUGGCAGCGCGGGCGUGCCGAUGAGCGAGGCCGACUUUGAGAAGGGCAUCGCGGCGGAGCUGCAGUCGGGGCGUUUUGUGCGCGUCGUGGGCGGAGAGACGCUCGUGCGUACGCACGGUACGGCCGAUGCGCGGCGCGAGGAGCUUCGCAAGAAGAGAGACGAAGGCAAGGAGCGAGAGCGGCUGAGAGCAGAGGAGGGCCGGUUCAAGUACGCUCGGCUCGAGCAGGAGCGGGAGCUGGGCGAGCUGCUCGAGAGGCGCAUCGAGCGCGGCUUCGAGGGUCUAUCGGAGCCUGACGAGGAGGAGAGCGCGCUGCUCGCCGACGGCGGGCGUGUAAGGGCGCUGCGGCUCAUGCGCGAAGCGUCGGAUGUGGGUGCGCGCGCGUGGCUGAUGCCGGAUGGCGGCGAGGCGAUGAGGGCAGCGCGGGCUACUAGCGGUGCAAAUGAGGACGAAGGCGGCGCUUGUGCAGCGCCGGCUCACAUGGAUGGCGAUCUAGACGAGACGAUUGCUGAUGACGCGGCCGCGCUAUUGCCUCAGGCGACACAGAUGUACGGCGCGGCGCACGAGGCUGAGGAGGAGGAGGAUGAGAUCGACGAGACGGUGCGCCGAGCGCCCGCUUGGCACGCGACGCAGCAGUAUGAUGGGUCGAUGGCUGGCGAUGACGCUGAGGUCGACGACGUUGAGGCGGUGCGACGGUGCGGCUGGCCCGACGCGCAGCUGGCAGAGAGCCCGAGGGGCCUCGCCGCGAGAUGGGCGGCGUGCGGACUUGAGAUGGACGAUGAGUUCACGGGCGGGCCGAGCGCGGCGAGAGAGGAGGUUGAGUGCAUGAGUGAGAUGGCGCCUGAUGACGCUCGUGAUGAGUUGAUGUGUAGCAUGGAUGUAGUAGCGGAGGUGCAUGCACAGGAUGCAGAGAGGGAGCAGCAGAGAGAGGGGGCGUCUGUUGGGUGCGUCAUGCCGAACGGCGAUGGCGCGGGCGGCGACGACUGUGAGGCCGGACGAGCGCUCGAGGGUGAUGACGGCGUCUACAUGGGCUGCGAGGGCGCCGACGGCGUCGAGCAGGGGGCGUCGAUGGUUGCGCGCGAGGCAGAGGACAGCGACGAGGACGAGGGCAUGGCGGGAAAAGAGAACGUCUCGAUGCAGAGGGCGGAGGGCGGCGGCGGCGUAACGGCUGGCAUCAAGAAGAAGAAGCCGAAGAGAAGGGCAAAGGGCACCAAGUCUCAACAACAGCGGCAAGAUGGUAAACGACCGGGAGGGGCACGCGAGGCAUGA